Molecule: messenger RNA, 5534 nt
Organism: Erpetoichthys calabaricus (reedfish)
Lineage: Eukaryota; Metazoa; Chordata; Cladistia; Polypteriformes; Polypteridae
Product: opioid-binding protein/cell adhesion molecule-like
Exons: 7
Coding region: 876-1913 (345 amino acids)
Cellular component (GO): neuron projection
Source: RefSeq, a predicted model, not a curated record
GGGAAGAGAGAGAGAGAGAGCGCUGCAGCACAGUACUCACUUCUCAUGAAAAAGGAUUCAGGUCUACAGAUACAUCGCUAUUUUCUCACCUACAUCGUCCGUAAGGAAACGGUGGCCAUUCAGCCGGAUCCACGCGCCCAGCACCAAUGCCUUGCUACGUGUAUAUGUAUAAAUAGGGCAGGCGCGCUCUCCCUCACACUUGUGUGUGUGUGUCUAUUUGUGUGCACUCACUCUAUCUCUCAGUAUACAUCCAUACACGUAUAGGACGCAGUGAAACCUCUGGAUUUAUUUAUUGUUUUCCUUUUAUAUGAAGGUGCCCAUUUUAUUCCAAGGAAUUCUACUCCAUGUUCAGCGUUGGAUCUCUGGCUUUUUGGUAAUCGGGACCUGAAGUGUCUGCUGCACCUUGCGCAAUUUUCCUUUUCGCCUCGUCUCUCGGAGCGCUGGAGACGGGCUGCACGAACGAGAAGCUGUGUCCUCUUCACUAAUCUGCUCAUUAUCUUUUGGCGUUCUUUUCGGUGUUUUAAAACCGUUUCGCUCACUGAUGUUUGAACUGUAGAAAAAAAAAAGUCGCAUUGGUGAUUUACAGAUUGACGCGGAUCGGGAAAUUAUUAAUAUUAUUUAGAAUUUUUUUCCACAGUACUUUUGGAUAUUUAUCGUCUACUUAAAGCAACACGACUCCUUUUCACCUGCGAAGAAGGCAACAGCUCUGGAAUUGAUACUAUAAAGUUUUUGUUUUUUUUUUAUGCUUAACUUUUUACCUUUCGUUCUAUUUGCCAUUUUCUCAACCUUUUAAUCUUCCGUCUACACUCUGAAGGAAAUUAUAUUACAACUUUUCCACCCCUCUUGGUGGACUGGGAGUUUCAUUGUGGCUCAAGAUGGGUAUUUGUGGCUAUUUAGUGCUAUCCUGGAAGUGCCUGGUUGUGCUGUCUCUCAGGCUGCUGUUUCUUGUACCCGCAGGAGUGCCGGUGCGAAGCGGGGACUCUCCCUUCCCCAAAGCCAUGGACAACGUCACGGUCAGACAAGGAGAAAAUGCUGUCCUCAGGUGUAGGUUGGACAACAAAGUAACACGGGUGGCCUGGCUGAACCGAUCCAGUAUACUGUUUGCUGGCACUGACAAGUGGUCAAUAGACUCACGUGUGAUCCUCUUGAACACCAGCACCACGGAAUACAGCAUUCAGAUCAAAGAUGUGGAUAUUUACGACGAAGGACCCUAUAUUUGCUCUGUGCUUUCAAACAACAACCCCAAGGGAUCUCGGGUACAUCUCAUCGUUCAAGUUCCCUCAAAGAUUGUCAACAUCUCCAGUGACAUCACAGUGAAUGAAGGAAGCAGCAUCACUCUGAUGUGUCUCGCUUUUGGUCGACCAGAGCCAAUGGUGACAUGGAGGCAUCUUGCACCAAGGGCUCACCAGUUUCAAAGUGAUGGAGAAUAUCUGGAGAUUACAGAAAUUUCAAAGAACCAGUCAGGAAUAUACGAAUGCAGCGCCAGCAAUGACGUCUCUAAACCAGAUGUCAGGAAAGUACAAGUAACAGUAAAUUAUCCGCCAGUCAUCUCCAAUACAAGUAACACAGGCGUGCCUGUUGGUCAGAAGGGAAUCCUACAGUGUGAAGCUUCAGCGGUGCCAUUAGCAGAGUUUGAAUGGUACAAAGAAGAUCGAAGGCUCUUCAACGGACUCAACGGAGUCAGGAUUGAGAGCAAAGGCAAGCAAUCCAAGCUCACCUUUUUCAACGUCUCUGAGGAGGAUUACGGCAAUUACACCUGCGUAGCAAUGAACAAGCUGGGCAACACAAAUGCUAGCAUCAUCCUGUACAGUCCUGGAGCAGUUCGUGACACCAGCAACACUGUGGCCUCUCCUUUACGUGGCUCAUUCUGCCUACUGUUGACUAUCAUUUUGCAAAAGCUUCUCAUGUUUUGAUGCAGCACUGCUCUCCUCCCAGCAUCCUCAACAUCCCAGUGCCGCAGACUUCUAGCUCUCUACACAAAGGCGGAAUAGCAGCAUUAAAGACGGUUGCAUUUUAAUAAAAAGACAAGCAGGGAAAUUGAGAAGAAGGGCAACUUGGGGUCUCAAAGUAGUUAGCCUUCAGCUUAAUUUUGUAAAAAAGUGGCAAAAUGGGGAAAGGGGAGGGGGAGGGCAAUGGGAAGGGGGGCACUGAGGAAUGAAAUCAAAAAGAAAAUCACACUUCUAGUGUUACAGUAAGUGGAUUUGUUCAUAUUUAUGAUUUCAUCACUGAUUUGUCUUUUUUAUUAUUUUGGUUUUCUUGUGUCAAAAAAGUGAUAGUAGCAAAAAAAAAAAAUAAUAAUAAUUAAAAAAAAAUUUAAAGAGCACUACUGCUGUAGCUUAAUAAAAAUGUUUUGCCUGUGUGAAAAGUGGUAUCAGUAGGCGAUGGAAUAUCCAUGACAAAAAAAAUAUAUCAGAAUUCACCUCUGCUCUCUCGCUUUUUCUCUUUCUCACUCAUUUUAUCGGUUUCAACAACAAUCUAUCAGCCAUUGUAAUAAGCAACUAAUUCUGUAAAAAGAUGUAUUUGUGGUCUCUAAAAACCAAAAAUAACAUUGGAUUUGUUAAUGAAAAUAAAUAAAUAAAGGUACUGUUAUCCCAAGUGUUGUGUAAGAAAUAGUUAGGAGAAACCUGUCAUUUUCAUCCUCUUCUCUUUGUCCCAGAUUCUACCCUUUGGUGUAUCACAGUUGUUCCUACGUUCUUCUGAAGAGGGGCUUGCCAGGCUGUAGGAUGUGCUCAGGGUCACACGGCAAAUCAGCAGUUUCACCAUCUAGCACUUUUGACACCCCAGCCCACACUGUCUUAACAAAGCUCCACUUCUCUUUGCUAAUCAUCUACUCCCAGCGUUUAGUAUUCUGGCCAUUUUGGAGUCGGCAUUAGGUCUGUCUUAGUGACCCCCACAUUCAAGAUGGAGAUGUCCUAAAGAGCUUUUGUGCUUUGGAAGUGCCAAUAUUGGACCUUUAACAUUGCACUUACAACUCGUGUGAAAACGUAACGUCACAUUUGGCUGAAAGCGUCAGUCCUGAAGGAGGUCGUUCAUCCUGACUGUCAACACUGCCCUGUACAAUUAUUAGUGUGUGUGUGUGGAGAAUGGAGAACGGCUGAUGACUUCUCUCGCCCAAGUCCUCUCCAGAGGAAAAUGUGGGACCCCAACUAGGCCUUGUGUUGAAAUGUCAGUCCUUGAGGGGCUAAUCCAUCAUUACCGUCCACACUGCCGUGUCCCUCCCUUUGUCCUAUGUAUAUGUGUGCUGUAUCUGCCUUUUUAAAGUUUAAAUUGUGUUCGUCCCUAUGCUGAUCCCUCUGUCUAAUCCACAGAGAGCUAGAGUAGUGGACUUCAGGCAUUUUAGUUAAAACCAGUGGCCCUGUUCUUGUCCAGCUGAUACUCCAUUCCAAACGGCGGGGCUCAGGUCCGUGGUCACUUAGUUGUGCCCAUUCUGCUGGCGUCUUUCACAAUUACUGUAGGCUGGCCUAAGGGUUGGUGCCUAAUGGUGGUGUGAGGGGGUGUUGCUGUUGUAUCCAAUAGGGGCACCUGCUCCCCGGGAAGGUCUUCAUUUAGAAUUGCAGCUAGCUGGUGACAGAGACGCCAAGUUCCUUUACAUUCAUUGACUAUUUAUAACUAAACCAGCUGGACUACAACAGCCAACUUCUCAGCUUGGCAGUCACUGACCAAUCAAUAAUGCUCAUAAUGUGUGUCCAUUAGAGAGGAUCAUUGUUCGCUGGCAGUCAUCAUGUCUUCUGUGUGAGAUGAAUCAAUUGUCCCCAUGUCAGUGUGAGCAUGAAUGGGCUGAGCAUCCUGUCCACAGUUUGUUUCCUGCUUGCACUGGACACUGCUGGGAGAGGACUGUGAAACGAAUUGAGGAGGUUUGACAAAAGUAUGUUAUGUGUCUGUCUUGUCAGUGCUUAUGUUAACAGGAUGGACAGCUUCCUCACUUAUGAAAUGGCUGCUCAUCAAUGACCUCUAAGACAACAGCAUGUUUAAAUGCUGAGUGCUUACCAGGGCCUCCAAAACAGAUCUGCUUUCAAAAGUGCAUACUAGUCAGUUAGCAUUUUUACUAGAGAUGGUUAGCAAAGAAGUGGACCCCCCAUGUUGGACAGAUUGGCAGCUCAGUGACAAUUCCAGUUAACUGAAUGGGAUGUUCAAAUUCACCUCACGAGGGAAACGCUAACAAUGGACCUGGAGAUGUCAAAGCUGGCGUGAUCCUAGAGAGAUACUCAGCUGUUCUUCCCAGGUUACUGACUAUGUCUGAGUGAAGCUAUAGUUGCUCACGCCAAUUCACCUUGUGUUUCUUCUACUUGUUGUCAUGUAUUAGUGGUCCCCUAACCAUACGCUCUGCCCUCCAAGCAUUCAAAGCAUCUCUCCGAGUCAAAGUUGCCAUUAUUCCACGUCCAGACAGAAAUGUCAAAGGUGACAUUGGGAUAAGACUUUGCUUCUCAGUUCAGACUCGCCAGUACUGGACAUGGUCUCCUUCUCUCUACUCCUUUUCUGUCUCAAGAGGCUCCUAAAGUCACUUAUCCCAAAUGAACACCUUUUGUGUCUCUAAGACUCUUCCCCAUCCCAAAUCCCACACUUCCUGAAAUCACCUCCUCCAGUGGCUCACCACAUGACCCCAAUUCGUCCCACCCAGUGUGCCCCCAGGUCAAGUACUCUAGUUCAGACAAUGGUAUCUAAUGUGUCUCUAAGUGUGUGCUCUGAAUCCCACUUUAUCCUCGUAGUACAAACCUGGUGUGUUCAUGACUCCCAGUGGUCCCCAAGUCAACUCCGACUCUUAAAGGAUUUAAGCCCCCCCCACAAAUGUGUCCCCAGGUCAGCUCAUAUAGUUCAGCAAAUGGCUCCCAAUGUGUGUCUCCAUAGUAGCCUCUCCUAGUUAAGUCAGUGACUCCCAUUUUGUCCCAAGGUUACCCUGUGUAAUUGAAACAGUGGCUCCCAAAUUGUCCCAAAUCACAUUUAAGUGUUUAGCCAUUUAAGAAACAGAGGAAGAAUGUUUUAUUUAUAUCACACCUUACCCAAAGUGUCUACAUAUCAUAUUCACUUAAAGAUAAUAAAAAAAGAGUAAAUGAAAAAUUCAAGAUAACAAUGUUUAUAAAAUAUAAACACAAUCCAGAAUGUAUAAAAUACAAAACAAAAUCUAAAGGUACCAUGCUUAAUUCAUGGGCUGACUCCCAAAGUGUCCCCAGGUCACCUACUCCAGUUCAGACAAUGGCUCCAAGCCCAGAAUUACUCUCACCGUGUCCCCAGGUCCUCUUGCCUAUUUUAGACCCUGAUUCUCAGUGUGUCCCCCAUGCUCCCUUAUUAUCUAUUUUAGAACUUGAUUCCCAAAAUGCCUCGGGACCCUUCACCCAGUUUAGACCCUGACUCUCAAUGUGUCCCCAUGUUUCCUUCACUAGUUCAAAGCCUGAUUCCUAAUGUGUCCCCAGAUCCCUUCUCCUCCUUUAGUCCCCAAUUCUCAGUGUGUCCUCAGGUACCCUUAUCUACUUUAGAACUUAAUACCCAACAUGCCCCCAAGACCCUUCACCCAGUAUACAUCUUGAUUUUCAGCAAGU